AUGGAAUUUUUAGAAUAUGAGACUACUUUAGCAGUUUGUGAUUCGACAAUAGGACAUAUAAUUAAACAAUUAUUCAAUGAUCUUCCAUCGGCUUUAGACAUAAUAAAGUGUACAAAUCUAAUAUGUAAAAAAAAAGCAUUAACCCCUAUAGCCGUACUUUCUAUAAAUAUUCAAAUUACAAAUGGGACCGAAGCAGCAUCUCAUCCUAAAAUGAAGUUAUCAAAUAUCCCACCUGUACUUAUCAUAAAUGAAAAAGCAUUUGAACUGAGAGGAGAAAAAAACAAAACCUGUAAAAAUUCAACUGUCGCCCCAUGUGAAUAUUUAGUGUAUUCAAUUUGA
Molecule: messenger RNA, 339 nt
Organism: Macrosiphum euphorbiae (potato aphid)
Lineage: Eukaryota; Metazoa; Arthropoda; Insecta; Hemiptera; Aphididae
Source: the annotation of a GenBank genome assembly